Molecule: messenger RNA, 839 nt
Organism: Neurospora crassa OR74A
Lineage: Eukaryota; Fungi; Ascomycota; Sordariomycetes; Sordariales; Sordariaceae
Exons: 1
Coding region: 72-395 (107 amino acids)
Source: RefSeq, a predicted model, not a curated record
UUGAUGACCUAUUCACGACAACGACGACGACGUUUCUGCCGCUAAUUUUGACUGUGACUAUCGCAACUCUCAUGACUGCUGACCCCGCACAACGCUUUGUCUGCGCCGUCGGCGGACGCAUAACCACGGUCAGAUUCACAUACCCCCAAGCACCAUCAUCGGCACUCAAGUUGACACCAUCUCGGACAAGGUUUCCGACAUCAGUUUCGCCAAAACCAAGCUUCAAAUUUGUUUCGACAAAGACGUACUGCAUGAUGCAUUCCCAUACACCUCCCGUUUAUCCUUCCGCCCGAAACCUUCAUCCGGAAGGCCGUUUGUGGUCAUCGCCACGUGCGGGGGAAGAUUCCUCAAGAUUUGGGCGUCCUGGGCGUUCUGGGCAUCGCGGGGCAUCGUGAGAUACCAAGCCCAUUCCUGUCACUGCCACUCUGCAGGAAGGGGGGUCUGGGUAGGAGGAAGGCAGCGAGUGGGAGAGAGAUGGACAACAGGACACGUCCCAGAGUUUUCCUCUUCGUUCACCACGGCUUCGAUCCCAUCCAAUGGCAUAACAGCCAAGACGGAUGAAAUAUCAGAUCCAGGUUGGGGGUAUGCCGCCGAGCCCAAGCUACAAGUGGACGAGCCUGGUUGUGCCUCACUAAAAGGGUUGAUAUGCCGGUCGAGGAACAAAGAUUGAUGGUCACGAUAUGGUUAGAAUGGAUGGUGGUGGAUGGCUGCAAGAGGAUGUGGUCUAGAUGCGGUCCAGCUGCAAGCAGAAGUACACUCAAGGUUAGCCCGAGCGCAAGCCCAAGAAUAAACGAGUCGAAAUGAGUCUAACGAGCAAAAAGAAAGCUCCUCGAUGCUAC